CUGCUACUUCCCUCAAAGUACCAAACUUUCUACGUAACCACAAAACAUCCAAUUCUCUACGACCAAGAUGUCUUUCUCAAACACAGACACCGGCGACAAGCCUGCCGAUCCAUACAAGGCCACGAACAUCGAUGAGCCCUCUCUCAAAGAGAAGGUCGAGGAUCUCUCCGAGUUCAUCUCUUCCUCAAAGUUCGGUAUGAUGACCACGCGUGAUGGAUCCUCUGGUGCAUUGGUUUCCCGUUGCAUGGCUUUGGCUGCUAAGGAAAACGGCGGCAUCGACUUGAUCUUCCACACAAACACUGAGUCUGGCAAGACCUCUGAUAUCGAUUCCGACCCACACAUCAACAUUGCCUUCCUUAACUCUUCCGGAGAAUGGGCCUCCGUUUCUGGCACAUCCUCAAUCCUCACAGACAGGUCUACUGUCAAGAAAUACUACUCUCCAGCACUGAAGGCUUGGUUGGGUGACUUGGGCGAUGGAAAGCAUGACGGUGGACCAGAUGACCCACGCAUUGGCGUCAUCCGAGUUGAAGCCAAGACUGCUACAUAUGCUAUUACGAGAAAGAAUGCCAUCAGCCGGGGCAUUGAGAUGGCUCAAGGCAUUGUUACUGGCAAGGCACCAGCAGUCAACAAGUUGAGGGAGAUUAGCGAGCAGGAGAUUCAGACAUGGAGAAGCUCCAACAAGAUGGUUGAGUAAAUUGCUUGCUAAAUGCUGGCAUUGUACAGUAAAUUGAUAUGCAUUGCAUGGACGCGAGGAAUCAUUCGUGGAGGAGAGCUGAUACCGCUCAUUGCCUAGGCGCAUGUACU
Mollisia scopiformis is the source of this 804-nucleotide messenger RNA. RefSeq lists its product as uncharacterized. The transcript is spliced from 3 exons. The record is from RefSeq and is a predicted model, not a curated record. Bases 68 to 694 code for a protein of 208 amino acids. NCBI's taxonomy places the organism in Eukaryota, Fungi, Ascomycota, Leotiomycetes, Helotiales, Mollisiaceae.